AAUAUCGAAGCCAGCUCAAUCAAAAAGUUCGAUGUAGAGGCUGGAAUCACGGCCAAUGACAUACAGUCAGCCGAAAGAGCCUUACUUCAACAGAUCCAUAAAGGAAUAGAUUGUGAUGAGCUUCAGAAACGAUUCCACCAUCAAAAAAUCACGCGAGAUUCCGAAGGAAUUAUAAGGCAUGCACCUAUUGAGAAAAUCAAAGAUAUUCCUCGAGUGACUCUAGAAAGGCAGUCAAAAAAUAGAGCUUACGAAGUUAUUCGUGACUUUGAGAAUAACCUCGAAGAUACUCAAAAUACGGUAGUUUCAUCCGAAGCAAACGUAAUCGAUCAUGCGAUCAGCCCCAUUCACAAGACUCGGUUGACCCAAAGGCGACCAGUCACUAAUAACUCGGUACUAUUGCCGAUAGCAGUGUUCAUGGCUAUAAUAAACUUAGCAUCGGCACAUACUAUGCCCAUCAAAUGUUACGAUGGACAGGUCAUAAUUCAGCCACCGAACAACACAUUCAAUCUAUGUUUUAAUAGAGAAUGUAGAACAUUCACAAACACAAGGGAGGAAAUGAGAUUCAACUUACCCGUAUCACCAGUCAAUGCUAAAGUAAAUGUGAAAUUGAGUGAUACCACUUUCUCACAAUCGAUAUCAUGCGAUCCUCCCGAAUUCUGCCUGCAAUCAAGCAGGAUUCUCUCAAAAUCAUUGCUGGGGAACCCACAUUGUUGGCCGGUCGGUGCUAUAGUGUCGGUAGCGAUAAUAUUGUUUAUCAUAAUUGUUACAAUUAUGAUCAUUUAUUGGACACUUAAUUUUGUAACCCGGUCUAAGAGUCGGUGUGAACCAACAGGAAUGGGCAAAAGAUCAGCGGAAUCACGCGAAAUAGAAAUGAAUGUAAUCCAUUCGUAUCGACCUGCACCUCUUAGCGGUCGUAUCCCAAUGGUAGCAUGCGUGCUGUUUAUGAUAAUCAGCUUAGGUAAUUCUUGUCAACAUGGAUUGUCCAGACAUCAUACUGAACUUGUUUGUAAUCAGGAUGGAAAAUGCUCCUACGAAAUAGGGCGUGAAAUUCUGUUUAACAGGUUACAAAGGAAACAUUGCAUCGAAAUACACCUUCGAAACCGCACGGUUGGUAUGCUAAGCAUAGAGGUAAAAGCUGUGCACUUCACCUGCGUGAAAACAUCAAAGUUUUUCACGAAGAAUACGCAACAUAAGAUAUUCUAUUCCCACCGUUGUUCAGGGAUGGGAUCAUGUAUAGCGAGGAAAUGCGACUUACUACAACCUAAUGAAACAGUCCCAGAACUACGUAGAUCAAGACCUUACCCAGGCUACUCUGCCUGUGAUCAUUCAAGUGGAGGAAUACUCUCUGGAUGUCUUUUACCGACACCCUCUUGCGUGUUCUAUAGAGUCGCCCAUAUCCCGAUCACUAAAGAUGUGUAUGAGGUAUUCGAAUGUCAAGAUUGGUCUCCAUCCAUACACUUGGAGAUAUUAGGCAACAUCUUUGGUAAAACGACUCAAGAGCGUUACAACAUACUGCCGUAUCAAGGCGACAGACGUGAAGAUUAUGAAUGUCACGGCAGUCACAGUGCAGAUGCCCUCACACUCGCCAAUGAA
Ostertagia ostertagi is the source of this 1593-nucleotide messenger RNA. Lineage: Eukaryota; Metazoa; Nematoda; Chromadorea; Rhabditida; Trichostrongylidae. The record is from the annotation of a GenBank genome assembly.